AGGCACCUGGUCGCUGGGUAGAACAGCACAGGCAGGGUUGACCGCCAGCGGACCACCGGGCACCGGGAACCGGGAACCCCUGACCGGGCACACGGGAAUGAGGGUUCCCACCCGUUGUGGGGCAUCGCGAAGCGCGCCCCUUGCUGGGGCGGGCCUCGCCUACAUCCCACGCGUCGAAAAGGAGCGGGACGACCAGUCAGUGGCCCAGUUCCACCUGAAGCGGCUUGGAAUCCCCACGUAUGACACCUUCUUCGAGGAGUUUGAGGACGCUGUGGGCGAAGUGGUGGAGCUUAACAAUGUGCUGAACGAUGCGCUGUUGGAACUACACGUCGCCUGCACUGCGGCGGCCGCGCCCGACCCAAACCAUUCACUGCUGCUGGAGGUGUGGACCGACGGCGUGCGCAGCACCCCCCAGCUGCUGGUGGAUGUAGCUUAUGCGGACGGCAGCGGCAGGCCCUCGCCAUGGGAGGUUCGGCACCUGCUGGUGAGCCGGCCGGCGGUGGCGGAGGCGGACCGGGAGCUUUCGGAGGCGCUGCAGGACCUCGUUUCGCUGGUCCGAACACAUGCCGCCGCGGGGCUGCUGGUUCGGCUCACCUGCCAGAACGCUGACCGGCGGCUGCCGCGACUGGCGGCUGCGGCGCCGCCGGGGGCGGGUCACGCACAACACCUGCAGGUGCAGCGCAUCCAAAAGCAGGCGGCUCGAGUAAACCACGCCCUGGCGGUGCUGCGCAAGGUGGCGCCGGGGCUGCGUGUGCGCGUGGACGUGGUGCCGUCGCCCGCACCAGGCGCCCGCACCUUUGCAUGGCGGCUGGUGACGCGGGAGCAGGAGAGGCCGCAGGACGGCGUGCCUUUAUUGACGGGCCGGCGAGCCACCGCCACGCCGCUACAGGUGGCGGCCGCGCACGGCGCCGCCGCCAUCAGCGACGCCGCCGCGACCGUAGCGCAGCAGGCGGCGGCGCUCGCCGCCGCCGCGGCGGCUGUGCCCACCAUUGAGCUGCAGACGCGCGCGCAGCGGCGCAUUGUGGCGGUGACGCCGCGCAGCGACGCAGCCGCCGCCGCGGCUGCGGCCGACGCCGCGCUGCCUCCGACGCCGCACAGUCCCGCCGCCGGCAACUUCGCGGCGCUUGCUAGCGGCUUCGUCUCAGUGGCUCGUUCCGUGGGCAGCAUCACGUAUGCCGCAGCACACGCAGUGAUUCCGGCAGCAAUGAGCCACCGGUUUAACGACGCCAGUCCUCUGGCGCGCAGCAGUAUCGGCGGCGCGCCGCCAUCGCCAGCGAGCGGAGCCGGCGCCGGUGCCAGCUUCUUUGCCGCCGGCACCAGCGGGCGACGUCCGAGCAGCAGCGGCGGAGCUGUCCCCGUUGCGAGUCCGGUUGGGGGUCCCGCUGCAGGAGGCUCGCCGAGUGUGCACGGCGUCAGCGCUGCGGUCCAGUCGGAGGAGGCCGCAGCGGCGCUGCGGCGGGCCGUGGGGGGCGCUAACCACGCCCUUUUCCGCUUAGCCAAGUGCGCCGCAGCCGGCGGUGGCGGCACCGGCGGCGUCAGUUGCGUUGGCAGCGGCGGUGUGGAGUCCACCGCCGCCGCCGCUACGGCGGCCACGACGCCCAGACGCGUCGAGCCGCUCACCGCCGCUGCCGUGCGGGGGGUCAAGCUGGUGCUGGAGGCGACGGUCCGUACUUCCAGGCAGGCUGCCAGUGACGCCACGGGUGGCAGCGAAGCCGCCGCUGUCGCCGCCGCGGCCGCAGCCGCGGCGAAGGCGCCGCCAAGCCGUGCCUCGUCCAGUCGCAGCUUCAGCUCAGCCUUCGGCAGCAAGAAGGUUAGGGACGCGCCGCCGGCGACGACGCUGCGGCCGGCGCCGCUGCUGCUAUCGCCGGCCGCGGCGGCCAUGCCAGUGUGUGAGCUGGUUGACGUGGAUGCGCGCGUUGUGGUGAUGUCGGAAUCGGGCAGCGCAGCAGGGUGGCCGGGGGCGAUCAGCGGCGGCGGCGGCGGUUUCGGGAGGACGUGGAAUGGCAUGGGCGGCAGCCUCAGCGGAGUGCCAGGGAGCGUCGUCGGUUGCGGCACUGGAGCAGGAGGCGGAGUGGAGGCUCUGGGGUCGGGUCGCGAUUGGAGCUGGGACUGGGGCAUUACGCCGCGAGUGGAGGGCGUGGCCUUCCCGGACUGCUUGCCACCUCACCAUCGAGCGGUAUAUGACGCGCUGGAGGCGGCGGUGGCGGCCGGCCGGGCGGCGUGGUCUGGUCUGCCGGCGCUGUCGUCCGAUGUGUCUGGUCUGGUCUCUGAGGCGGAGAUGCUUUUCUCCGAAAACGAUCACCUGGUCAAGAAGGCGGCGGGCGACAUGAUGGCAGCGGGCAGGGUGCGCGCGGCGCUGGACCGCAACGCGAACACCAUCAUCGCCUGCCCCGCCCUGCUGGGCCAGCUGCAGGCGGCGGUGAUACGGCUGGUGGCGGCUCUGCAUCGCGGCAGCCACAGCAUGCGUCUCAUGGCUGAUGGCCUGGAGCCUCUGGAUCCAGACGCGGCGGCAACGUCGGCGUCGGGUGUGGAUGUGGCGCCGCUGACGCCGCUGGAGCGCGGCUCUGCGUUCACGGGGCCGGGAUCGCCAUUGGUGGGCGCGGCAAGGAACGGGGCGGGCUCGCCGCUAGGAAUGGGAGGAGCAGGGGGGCUGAAGAAGUCGAUGGGUGGAGGCAAGGGCAGCGGUGCCGCGGCGGCGGCGGUGGUUGGGAAGGGCCGCUUCGCGGCCGCGGGGAUCGGGAGCACGGCCUCUGGGAGCCCCAGGAGUGGAGCGUGGAGCGCGGCGGGAGAGGAGCUGCAAGCGGCGGCAACCGCGGCGGCAACGGCCAAUGCAGCCACAGUGGCGGCGCGCACGGCCGCGGCCAUCGCUGCCGCUGUUGCUGAUGGGGAAGCGGACGCGGUGGCGGCGGCAGCGGGGCUGCCGCUGAACGGUGUCGUCGCCACGCGCUCCGUGUCUGCCUCCACCAAUGGCAUCUCCAUAGACGAUGGCUCGCAAGCGGAGGCGUCAUCGGCACCAGUGGGUGCCGCAUCGACAGUGGGCGUUUUGCCGGCCCUGAGCCCCGCCCGCAAGCGCUCCGGCGCCGCGAGCGUGACCGUGGUGCUGCCGGGCGGUGGCAGCGGCGGGCCGGGGCACAGCCGCCCCAGCAAAAGCCUGUUGGCGGGGCGGGGGCUGCCACCAGCGCUGAGCCCGCUGGGGCCGCUUGGCGGAGCUGCAGGCACGAGGGAUGGGAGUACUAACAAGAAUGGGGCGUCGCCGCUGGGUAGCGGGCUAAGCCGGAAAAAGCUGCCGCCAUUGCCGCCUGGGCGCGUCGUGUCCGGUGAUGGGGGGGAUGAAGAGAGCCCAAGGAUUGCGGCGGCGAGCGGUGGAACGGGAGAUGAGGAUGCGACCGGUGGCGUUGGUGUGGCUGACAAGCGGGUCAGCGACAGCGUUGCGGCGAGCAGCAGGCGUGGCAGCGGGAGCGGCGCGGCUGCGCCCGUGCCUGCCGCUGCGGGCAUCUCGGACAGCGGCGGUGUUCUGGGCAGGUGACGACAUUUAUGUGACUUUACAAACAAAGUGGCAGCAGGCACUUGGUCGCUGCACUGUGGGCACGGCUCGCAGUUUACUCCUUCAUAUUGCUCGUUACGGUACUUGCUGCUCGGAUGGUGGUAAUGGUGGUGCGUUGCAACUGCUGGCCUCAGUGGUCUGCUGAGGCCUAAUCACACUGGAUUGGUGUGUUAGGCACUGAAGCUCAGGGGAUUGCUUGGACCAGCUUGGACAAGCCGCAUGGGCCUGUAGCUGUCGUGUGUCACCGCGCCUAAUGCAUGGAUGGCCCUGGGCCAGUCUGCUGCAAACACAGGAAUGGAGUACGGUGACCGAUCCCCUUGCGCGGCGGCCCCAUGUCAUUCUAUCUGCUUAUGAUGGUGUUACCGUGAAUAAUAAUGUUGAUGUUACAACGUAUCACAGCUUGGCGGCUGUUGCCGCGUGACUACUCGGGCCUGGGCCAGUAU
Chlamydomonas reinhardtii is the source of this 3987-nucleotide messenger RNA. RefSeq lists its product as uncharacterized. NCBI's taxonomy places the organism in Eukaryota, Viridiplantae, Chlorophyta, Chlorophyceae, Chlamydomonadales, Chlamydomonadaceae. The coding region runs from base 98 to 3526 and encodes 1142 amino acids. The transcript has 9 exons. The record is from RefSeq and is a predicted model, not a curated record.